This is a messenger RNA of Hirsutella rhossiliensis, 2220 nucleotides long. RefSeq names its product type III restriction enzyme, res subunit domain-containing protein. NCBI's taxonomy places the organism in Eukaryota, Fungi, Ascomycota, Sordariomycetes, Hypocreales, Ophiocordycipitaceae. The transcript is spliced from 12 exons. The coding region runs from base 1 to 2220 and encodes 739 amino acids. The record is from RefSeq and is a predicted model, not a curated record. Gene Ontology annotation, molecular function: ATP binding; ATP-dependent chromatin remodeler activity.
AUGCCUUCGUUCAAGGCAAACAACUUUCGGGAUCAAUGGGCCAUGAUCAAGCAAAGCAUUCCGCAUCAAACGGACAAUCGACGCAAAAGCACGCAAAAAAAGGAUCUCGAGGAAGCCUCAAAGCUCUUCGGAUACCAAAAGGUCAAAGCCGUCGACGGAAAAUGGCUUUACAAGAAAAUGAAGACGGCUCUCUGGGACUACCAGAUCACCGCGGCAGCGUGGAUGAUCAAGCGAGAACUAGACAGGCUCGAGCCAAACGGCGGUGUGCUAGCUGAUGCAAUGGGCAUGGGCAAGACCCUGAUGGCCCUGACCUGUGUGGCAGCGAAUCCUCCCGAAGGAGACGACGUGACGAUGUUUUCACGGACGACGCUGGUGGUGGUGCCCAAUCAGUCCACCGCCCUGUACUGGCUGGAGGAGACGGAGAGACACUGCAGAGAGCCCUUGGGCAGCUAUGUUUCCGUGUAUAACUCGAAGGACCCCAAGCCGUUGGGCCACCUGAGGAGAAUGAGACUUCUCAUCACGACCUAUGGGGAGCUGAUCAGGCAGUAUCCAAGCGACAAGGUCAUCAGCGAGCUGAAAGAGAAGUAUGAAGGUAACGAAUCAUCCCUCGGAAGGGCUUUGGCCCAAAAAACGGGCUUUCUCUUCAAGCAAAAGUGGCACAGGGUGAUUCUGGACGAAGCCCACGCGAUCAAGAACAUUGCGAGUCGAACAACCAAGGUUUGUUGCGCGCUCCAGAGCAAACAUCAUUGGGCAUUGAGCGGUACGCCACUGGCCAACUCAGCGGAAGAGUUCUACCCGUACCUCAAGUUCAUACGUUGCCACUACACCGACUGUCCAGCCACCUUUAAGCGAAAGUAUAUGACGAAUGGCAAAGCAAACGAUGGGUUCGAGACGCUUGUUUCCAUGAUCAUGUAUCGUCGGACUAUGAACGACACAUUCCUGGGCUACCGGAUGAUCGACCUGCCGAAGUCAAAGUCACGGGAUAUCUGGGUGCCUCUCUCGCGCGAGGAGGAGUUCAUCCAAGAAACAAUCGAACGCGAGUACGAAGAAAAGACUCGAAAGCUCGAGAAAGCCUUGAAACUCGUCAAGAAUGCAGAAGCGAUCGACAGGGCGGUCACAAGAUUGAAACUCACAAUGCUCACCAAGCUCCGCGAGGCGGCAUCGCAUGUUUUUAACCUCGAGAAGCUGCUUCGUGGCUCCAUGGACAUCGAGACCGUUCGGCGACUGAAGGCGGGAUCGGGUGAAAACAGCCCAAAAAAGCCCGUCUUGGAUCAGAUCAUGUCCAGCGAUGACGGCAAGAAGUGCCUCGAAGGGUUCGAGACAGGAGUCGCUCGUCUUCGAGAGCUUCAAGAGCCCGUCUUCGGCGGGGAAUUUGAAUGGGGCGCGCUACUUGACAGGGUUCUGAACGAGCAGAAGGUGAAGGGCUUGACUUGCAGCCAUUGCGAGGCCACUCCACCAGAACAGCCCGUUCGGUUCGACCCGUGUGGCCAUUACUACUGCAAGCGUUGCUUUGCGGAGAUCACAGCGUCCUUCUUUCUAGGAGGGCCAACGAGAGUGGUUUCGAAUGCUCAGCAAGAAAUGCAGUGUAGCCAGACUGGCUGCGGUCAGCGCGUGCGUGAGAGAACGCCUCUUGAGACCAUCGGCUGCAUUGGCUUCCAGUCUGGGGAAUGCCCGGACGACAAGAUUAUCGUCUUUGUUCAGUUCAUCAUGACGGGCAAAGUGCUUGGGCGGAUGCUCGAGGGUGCUGGCAUUAGCUUCCUGUACUAUACAGGCGCCUUGAGUCAACAGCAGAAGAACAAGGCGCUUGGAGAUUUUGCCCAGGACCCGACCAAGAAGAUUCUGAUCUCCACGAUGAGAUGCGGCGGGCAGUCGCUCAACUUGACGUCAGCGAACCGGGUCAUCAUUGUCGAUCCUUGGUGGAACACGACGGCAGAGAAGCAAGCCUUCGCCCGAGUUGUACGGAUAGGGCAGAAAAAGGAGUCGCAUUUGGUGCGCAUCAUGGCGUGCGAAAGCAUCGACUCCCGAAUCUCCGACUUGCAGAUAUCGAAGGACGUGGGUAUAGACCACGCCUUGCAAGACGAUGGCCAUAUCCCAGCCGUGUUGGGCGACGAAGAAUUGGAAGAGCUCUUGAAUCCUAAGUCUUCCGCCCGUGCUGCUAAGCAGAAGAGCAGCCAGGCCAAAGGCAAGAGCGCGAAGAACGCAGCCACCCGGCGUCGCUGA